Molecule: messenger RNA, 2009 nt
Organism: Gavialis gangeticus (Gharial)
Lineage: Eukaryota; Metazoa; Chordata; Crocodylia; Gavialidae
Product: homeobox protein CDX-4-like
Exons: 3
Coding region: 136-918 (260 amino acids)
Biological process (GO): cell differentiation; animal organ morphogenesis; anterior/posterior axis specification
Cellular component (GO): nucleus
Molecular function (GO): DNA-binding transcription factor activity, RNA polymerase II-specific; RNA polymerase II transcription regulatory region sequence-specific DNA binding
Source: RefSeq, a predicted model, not a curated record
AUGAGGUAGAAGAAGCAAAGAAGAGUGUCAAUUUUUAGAAAGAUUAGGAAUAGCUAAAACAAAAAAUUAAAAGGUGAAGGGGAAAAAAUGGCAAGCAGGAUAUCAUAGCAACUACUUCUACCCGUUUUGACCAUAAUGUAUGUGAGUUAUCUCUUGGAUAAAGAAGCCAGCAUGUAUCCGGGAUCUGCAAGGUGCAACAACAACCUGCCAGUGCAAAAUUUUGUCUCUGCGCCACCCUACUCAGAUUAUAUGGGAUAUCAUCAUGUGCCAAGUAUGGACAACCAUGGACAGACUUCAGGAACCUGGGGAUCUCACUAUGGCCCACAAAGAGAGGAUUGGAAUGCCUACGGGCCCGGACCCUCCAGCACAGUUACUGCUGCACAGAUCAAUGGGUCCUCUCCUGGGCAGGUCUCCUACAGUUCUGCUGAUUACAACUCUCUUCAUCCUGCUGGAUCUGGGAUUUUACCUCCUGUAGAUACAGUUAAUACGGAGCAAAUCUCUCCCAACCCUCAAAGGCACAGCUCUUAUGAAUGGAUGCGGAAAACAGUGCAAUCUAACACUGCAGGUAAAACAAGAACAAAAGAAAAGUACCGGGUUGUUUACACAGAUCAUCAAAGACUAGAAUUAGAGAAGGAAUUUCAUUGCAACAGAUACAUUACAAUACGGAGAAAGUCUGAACUUGCAGCUAACCUGGGACUAUCUGAGAGACAGGUGAAAAUCUGGUUUCAGAAUCGCCGAGCCAAGGAGAGGAAAAUGAUCAAGAAGAAAAUCUCGCAGUUUGAUGGCAGUGGGGGCUCAGUUCAGAGUGACUCCGGCUCAGUCAGCCCAGCUGAAAUGUCCCACUCCCUCUUUCCACCCCCACAUGCAAUAAAUGGAUUACAGCCCAUUGAGAUACAGCAGGUCAUCGUUUCAGAAUGAACAGGGCAGGAAAAAUGUGAAAAGGAUUUUUCUUUUCUCUGUGACAUGUCAAUUUUGUGAAGGACCAUGCUCAUUCAGGUCUCUUCAGAGUGCUGGCUACCCUGCACAGGAACCAGGACUGUUUCCAAAAUAUUUUAAUUACUGCAGAAAUCUCAGGGAACCCUUGCUGCUAAAAUCCAUCACUCAUAAAGCUUUGAGUAGGAUGUAAUUUUGUUGCAGAUAUUGCCAGGAAGAGUGAAACAACUGAAGACUGGGGGGAAGGUAGUUCUAAUCAGUUUAUAUUUUGCAGAAACUUGUUGGUGAACAGUACAAUACAAGGAAAUGUGGGAUGCUGGCUUUAUUUGUGUGCAUUACAUUUUUAUAUAAUUAGAGUUACCUGUAGAUGUUUAUAAACAUUCAUAUUUAGAAUACUGAAGAGUAUGCCACCUUUUAAAAAAAGAUGCAACAAAAAUAUUUUAAAUACAUUAAGAAAAAAUGGGACAUAAUGUUACAAUAACAACAUAUUGCAUCUAGUCAAAUUAAAGGUAUCUUUUUUUGUCCUACAUUACUGUACACAGCAUGUUCAAGGCUUCUAAAUACAAUAAAUUUACAAACCUAUAGUAUCUUACACCAAACCUGUCAAGAUUUGUUUGAUGGUAAGAGCUUUAGUAAUUAGUAAAUACCAAAUGGCUCAAAGCAUAUAAACAUUACUUCAUUUUUUGAUUACUGCAUACUUUAUUGUUUAAUAAAAAGAGGAUUGACAGAAAAAUCUGUUAUUUUUUAACAAAGUCUCUAUGCAUUUGCCCCAUGACCUGAAGGACUGGAGUAAAAAAAAAAAAUCAGCCUUUGGCUAGUUGCAAGCAUUUCCCAUUGAUUGUAAAUAGGGUUUGUGUACUGGCUGACAGGCAGAAUGCAAGUCCUUUUGAUUCAUUUAGCAUCAGGUGUAGAGUGCUAACACCAGUGCUAGGCUAUAGUGAGUAAUCAGUGCCAGCAACUCAGCAUUCAUGAACACUUCCAUAACUUCACUUUGCCCAUGACAAAGAAACAAAAAGUUUUUUCCUGGAGAAAGAAACAAGAGUUGGGGCUGAGGUUUGGGCGGCAAGAAGUGAGUG